UCAACAGGUUUUUUAAUACAAAACCAGGUAUAGAUAUAUAGAUAGAGAGAGAGAGAGGGAGAGAGAAUGGGUGUGGGUUUCAGUCACAAAUGUAGAGAGAGAAAGAGAGGGUGGUAGAAGUAGUAGCAGAGAAGACAACCCCGCCCAAAUCGACACACGAAAUAGCAAAGUCAUUGAUUUAUGCAAUUGGUGGCAUUAUUAAUAUCGCAAUCAGAACAAGAUGCAGAGACAAUGGAGGAUAUCAUCAUCAGGAAGAGAAUCGAUGAGAUCAUUUCGCUUUCUCAUAAUGCUACUUAGUUUUUGGUGCUCUAAUGAUUCUUCUUCUUUGGCUUUGGACGCAAGACAAUUAUCAUCAACAAGGCAAAGAAACAAUGGCAAUGACGCAGUGUCUUUAUUGGCUUUCAAACAAUCCUCAGUAGAUACUGAUCUAAAUGGUUUUUUGGAAGAUUGGGUUCAAGCUUCUUCAAACCCGUGUUCAUGGCGAGGUGUCUCGUGCUCCGUCGAUAGCAGAGUUACAGCGCUCAAUCUCACCGGCGGCGGUCUCUCAGGCCGCCUCCAUCUCUCCGAUCUCAUGGCUUUGCCUAGUCUCACCCACCUCCAUUUUAGUGGCAACUUUUUCUCCGGUAACCUUUCAUCCAAUUCUGCGUCUUGCAGCUUUGAGACCCUCGAUUUGUCGGCCAACAACUUAUCGGAACCACUCGUUGCACAGUCUCUGUUAACCUCUUGUGACCGGCUUGUCUCUCUGAAUCUCUCUCGCAAUUCAGUCCCAAGUGGUACUUUGCAAUUUGGCCCUUCUCUUUCGCAACUUGACCUCUCUCGGAACAAAAUUUCAGACAUGAGCCUCUUGAAUUACACUCUCUCCAACUGCCAGAACUUGAAUCUGGUUAAUUUUUCAGACAACAAGCUGACCGGAGUGCUAGCUAGCUCACUCUCUUCUUGCAAAAGCAUUUCAACUCUCGACCUCUCUUGUAAUGAUUUGUCAGGGCCAAUACCGGCCACCCUUGUGGCAGACUCGCCGGCGGUUCUGAGAUUUCUUGAUCUCUCACAUAAUAACUUCACCGGCGACAUCUUGGGUCUUGAAUUUGGGAGUUGUCGCAAUCUUACUGUGCUCAAUCUCUCUUUUAACCGCCUGUCUGUUAGUGAGUUUCCGGCUAGCUUGACGAAUUGCCAGCUUCUUCAAACGCUUGACAUUGGCCACAAUGAGCUGAAUCUUGGUAUUCCAGGUGCCUUAUUGGGAAAGUUGAAGAACUUGAAGCAGCUGUCUUUGGCCCACAAUCAGUUUUCCGGUGAUAUUCCGCCGGAGCUUGGGCAUGCUUGUGGGACUCUUGAGGAGCUUGAUCUUUCGGGGAACCGAUUAACUGGUGGGCUUCCUUCCACUUUUUCACUGUGCUCUUCAUUGUUCAACCUCAACCUUGGUAACAAUCAGCUUUCUGGCAAUUUUCUCAGUACAGUCGUCAGUUCUCUAAAAAAUCUAUGGUAUCUCUAUGUACCUUUCAACAACAUAAGUGGUACUGUGCCACAGUCCUUGACAAACUGUACUCAACUUCGAGUGCUCGACAUAAGCUCAAAUGGCCUAACAGGGAAUGUACCUUCUGGGUUUUGCUCAUCAGCAUCCUCCUCUUCUCUGGAAAAGCUAGUUUUACCCAAUAAUUAUCUCACGGGGAUGGUACCAUCAAAGCUUGGAAACUGCAAGAACCUGAAGACCAUUGAUCUUAGUUUCAAUAGCCUUACUGGUUCAAUUCCCCUCGAAAUUUGGACCCUCCCAAAUCUUUCAGACGUGGUAAUGUGGGCAAACAAUCUUACGGGAGGUAUCCCGGAAGGCAUUUGCAUCAAUGGAGGAAAUCUUCAGACCCUGAUUCUCAACAAUAAUCUUAUUACUGGAACCCUUCCAGUGUCUAUUGCCAAAUGUACUAAUUUGAUUUGGGUGUCGCUGUCCAGCAACCGGCUCAUAGGGGAAAUCCCUGCAGGCAUUGGGAAUCUCGUAAACCUGGCUAUUCUUCAAUUGGGUAAUAAUUCACUUACUGGAGUGAUCCCACCAGGGCUAGGUGAGUGCAGAAGCCUCAUUUGGCUUGAUUUAAAUAGCAAUUCCCUGACUGGUUCCAUUCCACCAGAGCUUGCCAGUGAAGCUGGCCUAGUUGUUCCUGGAAUUGUUUCUGGGAAGCAGUUUGCGUUUGUGAGAAAUGAGGGUGGGACAGCAUGCAGAGGUGCUGGAGGACUAGUUGAAUAUGAGGGAAUUCGGGCGGAUAGGCUGGCAAAUUUUCCUAUGGUUCACUCAUGCCCAUCAACUAGAAUCUACUCUGGUGUGACUGUUUACACAUUUCCAAGUAAUGGCAGCAUGAUCUACCUUGAUCUCUCCUAUAAUUCCUUGUCAGGAACUAUUCCCAACAGUUUGGGUUCCAUGAACUUUUUGCAGGUUUUAAAUUUGGGACACAACAAUCUAACAGGAAACAUCCCCUUCAGCUUUGGAGGUUUGAAGGGUGUUGGAGUUCUUGAUGUCUCUCAUAAUAAUUUACAGGGGUUCAUCCCAGGAUCAUUAGUUGGUCUCUCAUUUCUUAGUGACCUUGAUGUUUCAAACAAUAAUCUUACUGGGAGUAUACCUUCAGGUGGUCAGCUGACUACUUUCCCAGCUUCUAGGUAUGAGAACAAUUCGGACCUUUGUGGGGUUCCCUUGCCUCCUUGUGGCUCUGGAAAUAAAGGCCAUCCGCAAAACUCUCGCAAUCAUGGAAAGAAGCAGUCUGUGGCUAUAGGGAUGGUCAUUGGCAUUGCAGUCUCUGUUUUCUCCAUCCUCAUGCUCACACUUGCCCUUUACAGGGUGAGAAAGUAUCAGGAAAACGAGCAAAAAAGAGAAAAGUAUAUUGAGAGCCUUCCCAACUCCUGCAGCAGCAGCUGGAAACUUUCCAGUGUUCCUGAGCCUCUAAGUAUCAAUGUAGCGACAUUUGAGAAGCCUUUGCGGAAGCUGACCUUUGCCCAUCUGCUUGAGGCUACCAAUGGUUUCAGUGCUGACAGCUUGAUUGGGUCUGGAGGGUUUGGUGAGGUCUACAAAGCCCAACUUAGAGAUGGCUGUGUCGUUGCAAUCAAGAAACUUAUUCAUGUUACAGGUCAGGGAGACAGGGAGUUCAUGGCUGAAAUGGAGACUAUAGGGAAGAUUAAACACCGAAACCUGGUUCCCUUGCUGGGUUACUGCAAGAUUGGAGAGGAGAGGCUUCUCGUGUACGAGUACAUGAAAUGGGGAAGCCUGGAGGAUGUUCUUCACGAUAGAGCCAAAGGAGGCAGUACAAAGCUCGACUGGGCAGCUAGGAAGAAAAUUGCCAUUGGGUCAGCAAGAGGACUAGCAUUUCUUCACCACAGCUGCAUUCCCCACAUAAUCCAUCGGGACAUGAAGUCUAGCAAUGUGCUUCUAGAUGAAAACUUCGAAGCGAGAGUUUCUGAUUUUGGCAUGGCAAGACUGGUGAAUGCCCUUGACACUCAUCUCAGUGUGAGUACGCUUGCUGGGACUCCAGGUUAUGUCCCCCCAGAGUACUAUCAGAGUUUCAGGUGCACCACAAAAGGUGAUGUGUACAGUUAUGGAGUUGUAUUACUGGAGCUUCUCUCAGGAAAGAGGCCAAUUCAUCCAUUGGAGUUUGGUGAUGACAACAAUCUUGUUGGAUGGGCAAAGCAGCUACUAAAGGAUAAAAGAAGUCAUGAAAUCUUGGAUCCUGAACUAAUAUCAAAUAUGUCUGAUGAGGCUGAACUAUUGCAUUACCUAAAGAUUGCCUUUGAGUGCCUUGAUGAAAAGGCUUUCCGGAGGCCCACCAUGAUUCAGGUGAUGGCAAUGUUCAAAGAAAUGCACGUAGAUUCAGAAAGUGAUAUUCUUGAUGAUAUGUCAGUGAAAAAUUCAGUAAUUGAGGAGUCACAAGAGAAAGACACUUAGUCGAUGACAAUUGAGCAGGGUGCAGAACUGAAAACGUUCUGCUCUACGUCCUGGUACCCCAGAUGUGGUUGUAAUGAUUGAAACUUUUGAAAUUACAGAGGCGGGGUUGAUUCUUCACAUUUUGCCCACUGUACAUAAUAGAACACCGAACGAGGCAGAAGUUAUGGAAAAGGGAAAAGAAAACAUGCAAAUGGCGUUAUCCUCAGUUGUGUAAAUUGGGGUAACUUCAUUUUAUUUCCUUCGGUCAUUGCAUCCACCAGUGAAGACUUGGAAUCUUUGUUCCUUUUCCAUAUACUUCUGCUUUCUGUCAAGUUUUGCUAACUGAUGUGCUGCAAUUUGUUUGUUACAAAUUACAAUUGCUAAUUUUUGUUGUUAAUAGAAAGUUGGGAAUUUGAUAAGUGGAAUAGCUUUGAUUAUGUAAAGUUGUAGGCUUGUGGGCAGUGAUUUUUCUUUGGAUAUGUUGAAUCAUCAAAAUUUCAUUUGCAA
Molecule: messenger RNA, 4396 nt
Organism: Ilex paraguariensis (yerba mate)
Lineage: Eukaryota; Viridiplantae; Streptophyta; Magnoliopsida; Aquifoliales; Aquifoliaceae
Source: the annotation of a GenBank genome assembly